This is a messenger RNA of Lates calcarifer (barramundi perch), 6644 nucleotides long. RefSeq names its product leucine rich repeat containing 38b (gene lrrc38b). Gene Ontology annotation, molecular function: voltage-gated potassium channel activity; potassium channel activator activity; transmembrane transporter binding. The transcript has 2 exons. NCBI's taxonomy places the organism in Eukaryota, Metazoa, Chordata, Actinopteri, Centropomidae. The coding region runs from base 2336 to 3211 and encodes 291 amino acids. The record is from RefSeq and is a predicted model, not a curated record. Gene Ontology annotation, cellular component: voltage-gated potassium channel complex.
CAUUGGCAAAAAAAGAUAAUUGAUCUGAGAUUAAUCUCUGCAGUAUCAGUGAUGUGGGGACAUUUAAUUAGGCCAUGACAAUUGUGAAUAAUGCUCUGCUCUGUUUUAUGCUGGAAGAGGCUCUCUCGUUUAACUGUCCAUGAGACAGCAGUUAUUUAAGUAUUAUAAGUAAAACAGCAGCAGCACUAAACUGAAUUAUCAUAGUCAGAUAUAAAGCUGAUAUGUGUAUGCUUGGAACCAAUUGAAGCUGCCUCAGCCUUUAGUGUUUAUCAGCUAAUAUAUGCUGACUGUGAUCAAAAUCUGAAGAAUCUGAUGAUGAAGAUCUGAUGAAAGAGCUGCUCUCUUCCCCAGGGCACAAAGUCAGCAUCACCGGUGAUGCUGCAGACUCAUCUGACUUCAGUGAAUGCCUUGAGCACAGAGUGGUAUUAUUAGAUUACCUGUGAUGAAGUGAGUUAGAUGCUGUUGCCAAAUGCCUGGUUGUUAAGAGGUGCAGGUGUGCGUAUGUGCAGGUUUAUCUGUGUGUGUGCACCCCUGAAUACGUGUGUGAACUUAUUAAUGUGUUAAAUUUGCAUUGCAAAUACGUUAUCUUCCUGGAAAUACACAAUUAACCAUCCAUGACAAUGCUACUUUCCUUGAAAUUUCACGCCACCCUCAUCUCCACAGGUCCAAUUCACCCUCCUCCUGCAUCAGCCUUGGUCUAAUUGCAUUUACCUGUUGGAGCAAAUCCCAUUUGGGAAAUUCAAUACACAUUCUGAAUUAAUCGUCUUCUCUCCAUCAUUAUGGUCUGAGACUCGCGGCACCUCAGUUUUACUGUCCAAAAUAUUGAGGUCAUAAAUACUUAAAUGCGAAGGCAAAUGAAUCGAUAUGAAGAUCAUUUUUCAAGACAGCUGGUGAUGUGCUCUGGGAUUUUUUUAUUUAACACCAAAACUCAGUUUGCUAAUGCUGGCAUUGUAGAAACAAAAUAAGUGAGUAAAGGCUAAUGCUGUAUAAUUCAAAAGGUCACAGCUUUCCAUCUGUAGACAAUUAAUGAAGAUUCUCCAAAGGACAGGCUGUGUUUAACAAGAUAUUCUCUAAGAUAAUCAAACCAGUGAGGCUUACGGUCAAAGCAGUGCCUUGUUGUUAUAAAGCAAGUGCAAAGAUUAAAUAUAGAUGUAUGUAAGGCAAGGAGAAUGUAAAAUAUGUUAAUACACAGUAAUUUGUUAUUUUUGUAUGUGAUAAUAUUUUGUGCAAGGAUGUACAGCUGAAUACACUUUCAAAUAAAUGAACAGCGUCAAAAAAAAAUGUCUUCUAUAUUUCAGAUUUUUCCAGAUACAACUGUCGUUUCUUCACACUAUAGGAAGUGACAUCACAUGUUGACAGUGUGGUUCAGGCACGCCUCCCUGGAAAUAAAGAGAGGGGAGAGGGCAUAAGAUAAACCAUGGAAGAUUCAGAGGCAGACAUUGGAUUGGCAUGGCUGUGUGCAGCUCAGCAUUGCAAUCUGUAUCCAUGAGGCUCCUUCCUGGACAUUUGGAUUCUCCCUCCACAGCCACACAGCCUUGAUACGGCGCUGGAUAGCGUAACGCUGAGCUGUCGUGCUUUCACAGCAUGUUGCAGGGCAUUGGGAGAUAGAGAGGGAAUAAUAAAGGGGGGGGGGGGGGGCAACCUCACCACACACUUGAGCGAUGUUCCGUGAGCUGCUCUCUCUCUCUUUUCAGAUCGUCAGCCUUUUCUACACAGAGAUCUGGGACUAAUGGAGGGAUGCAACGAUGUUACUCUUUGCUUGUCAUGCUUGAAUCACAGCUUCUUGUAUCCUUUUGUGUCAGAGACCUUAUUGCCUUUGUCUGUCACUGCUGCCAGAUCAACUGUGGGGUAGCGUGGCGGACACAGCCCCCUCCUCAACCCCCCUCUCCCUUGUCUGUGCCCCCGGCUUCUCAUCACUCCCAGCUCGCUCGUGUCUAUUUACCUCUCUUAAGCUACCCUCCCCUCUCUGUUAAGCUCCGUCUUUCUUGCUCUCCUGCUCCCUACUGCUUACUAUCUCCCUCUCUUUGCUCUUUCAAAGCAGGCAGUCUGCUAUUCUAUCCAGGCAGCUUGCUACAUGAUCUCCUGGAAAACAGUUUUCGCCGCUGCUCUGCCGCCUCACAGUUCCUGAGCCGAUUUUCAUCUCCACAGCAGCAGGAUGUUCCUUCACAAGGAUUGAUCCCCGUCCACCCCCUUUCACUUUCCCCUUCCCUUCCCUUGUCCUGAUCUCCUGCCCUCUGACCCUCACCCUUUUGUUCUCUACCCCCACCCACCCUCUCCUGUUCGCCCUGACCCCCCCAAACCUCUUUUUCUCCUAAUUCAUUUCACCCCCUUGACCAUGUUGCCAUGUGUCUGCUGGCUCCAACCUAUCCUCAUCUUGCUGUCCUCUGUCUUAUGGACCCGGGGGGAAAACUGCCCAGCAACCUGCCUGUGCCCAGAUCCUCACACUGUGGACUGCAGCGGCCGCGGGCUGACCCGUCUACCUGAUGAGAUCCCCUUGGAUGUGCGUAGGCUUUUGCUGGCCGACAACUGGAUACCCCGCAUCCCCUCAGACUUCCUGGUUCUGUACAGUGACUUAGUCUACUUGGACCUCCGGAACAACUCCCUCUCCCACAUAGAACCGGGGACGCUCAGCACGUCUUCCAGACUGGUGUUCCUGGACCUGGGCAGCAACAAUCUGACUGAGAUCCCCAAGGGGACAUUUGGGGAGUCCCGUAGCCUGAUCAAACUACGACUGGGCAACAACCCAUAUCUGAGCAUGGUGAGUGAGGAUGCUUUCCUGGGCCUCACCUCUCUGAGAGAACUGGAACUGGAGCGUAAUGCCCUGUCUACCCUAAAGGUGGGGGCACUGAGUCAGUUGCCCUCCCUGCGGGUGGUGAGGCUAGAGGGCAACCCCUGGGUAUGCAAUUGCAACUUUGCCAACCUGUUUGCAUGGCUGAUGGAGAACAGUCACAAGCUUCCAAAUGGUGUGGAAGGCAUGGAGUGUUCCCUCCCCAUGGACGGCAGACGUGUGUCCCUGACCCAGCUCUCGAAGGACAGCUUCCGUGAGUGCCAGGCCACCCUGACUCUAACAGACCUGCUCAUUAUCAUUUUCUCUGGCAUCUCGGUGUCUGUGGUUGCCAUAAUGACAAGCUUCUUCCUAGCUUCAACUGUUCAUUGCUUCCAGCGCUGGAGUAAAGGCACCAAAGGGGACGAGGAGGAGAGUGAGGAGUGAAAUGGAUUUACUUUUAAGGGCCCGCAUGGAACAGGCGCAUCAAACUGUGAGAGGACACCGCAGACAAUGUGCGCUACAAGUGACAAGUUUCAUGCUGCUUCUGGUGAAUAUGCAGGACUGUUAAACGGUAGGAUCUCGUCCCUGGUACAGUUGCAGUUGUUGUCUUUGCACAUGGACAUUUGAAAUACAGUAACAAAGGACAUUCCCAAGGAAUGAGCCAAAGUCCUAAGAAAAAGUAGUGAGUGCCCAACUCCACUUGCAAAUGAUAUUAUAGAGUUCAUAUUUUUGGGCACAAGAGCAUGUGGUCAUGUUUUAUGGCUACUGGCUCUUGGCUCAGUGUUAGGCCUACAGAAAUAUUGUAAGGCUGACAUCUUUAUUAUGAAAGAGAAAUAGAUUUUAAAAAAAGAAGUGUUGCUGCAGUGCUUGCAGUUCUGUCACGUUAGUCUUAGACAAGCCAAUAACUUAAAUAAUGAUCACAAGGAGUCUGAAUCCUGUAAAGUGACAUCAAAUACCUUUUAGAUGGUUUUCAUUGGGGUUUUAUCUGUGUAGGGCUGAACGCUUAAUCUUGAUCCCAUAAAAGAAAAAAGAAAAAAGGAUGUCAUACCGACCAGUGACCUCAGUAUUUAACUGCCUAUAACAUGAUAUGCUGGCAUAUCCUGCCAUUUACAAUGUCUAUAUUGGACAGUCUCACUCACCAACAUUCAAAAGUGGUUCACAAGCACCUGAGAAGGCAAAUACUGUUGUUCCUUCGGCCUGUAAAGUUAGACAGUGACAGGUGUUAGUCAGAUAGGAGGGAUUUGGACAGGGAUGAGAUGUUUGAUAGGUGAUGUGCUGUAGGCAGGGUCUACACGUUCUUUUAGUAGUAUAUUCAUUAUAUAAUCACAAAUUUAUGUACAAAAGAAAACAAUGUACAGUCAAACAAAUAUAUAAAGAGGAUAUACUGUACUUUCCUUAGAUUGGUAAUUGUGAAAUGUGUAGAAAGCAAUUCAUAAAAUAUCUACAAUAUAAUCAUGAAAAUUAUGGCAAAUACAGUAUUAAAAUAGAAUCUGUGUAGAACUUGUGUCAAACAACGCACUUUAAAUGGUGAACCUAAUUUUGGCAAAGCCCCUAAUUACACCAUGUAGACUGAUUUUAUCUUCAUCUGCCAAAGAUCAGGUUUUUGGUGAAGGAGAGAUUGCAUAUAAGGACUUUGUUGUGGAUGAAGUUUUAUCUAGCGAGGUAGUGAUAGAUCCUAAAUAGAAGGCAACACUAUAGCCAAAUCACAAUCACACUCUGUAUACACAUAUACUCAGUCAAACAGUUAUGGUCUCCAAAGCUUUACAUUUUCUUCUAGUCUGUCCAUGACUGAACCAGCUGUCUUACUUGGCUUCAUACAUGGCAAGUCUUUGACCUCGAUUUUAACGGCAAAGUGAUUUCAGAACAAAUAGUUACUCACUGUAUGAGGGUGGCGAGCCAGAGGUUAGUUUCUUUAGGAAUAAAUAGUUGUCUGUUGUUGUGUUUAAGACACCCAAAAUAUAUACAUCAUGGAGCUUAUUGUCCUUUUACUAAAGAUCUUCCAAUAUCUUAUAGCAGUAGCAACGGCAGUAAAGCUGCUGAUUUGAUAUCCUGAAGAAGUCUUAUACCGAAACUCUUACUGUAUCAGCAUCUGCAUUCAUAAGAGCGACAGUACAGUACAGUCUAAAUCAAAUAAAGCAGUGCCCUAAAUUUUAUGGGUUUCUGUUCGUUAUUUGCAUCUUGUAUAUUUAAAUUCUCCAUGAUUAAGAUUUGAAAGGCACAAAGCUGGACUCUGCAUUUUUUUAUUCUCGUAAGGCAUGAAUAAUUCAGCAAAAUUGAGAUAUGAAACAGAAAGAAUGUCAAGCCUCUAAAUGCAAACAAGCAGGGCAUAGAAAAAGAGCCGCAAACAAAUAGUCAUCGUUUCUGUGUAUGCUUAACAAAAGAUAGAAAAAAGGAAUUCCAAACGCCUGCAUCCCUUUAGAAACAAGUCACAACCCUGAACGUGCUGCGUUCUGAAGCACGUUUUGCAGAAGUGACAGUAAAUAAAUGUGGCCUUAUUUACUUUUUGUUAUUUUUUCACAAGUAUCAGUAUCAAUAAAAGCACAAAGAUUUCACACAAAACUUAUGCGAUCCCCAGUCCACUUUAAAGGAUGUGUCACAUCACAUGUUGGUACCAGCCUGUGUCGUCACAGUAUGUUUUCAUUAAUGUGUAUUGUCACAUGUUGUGCUGAAAGUGCCACAUCCUUAUAAACAGAGUAAGAUUUGUACUGUAUAGAUGUUGUGUAUUUGCCAGAAUUCAGACCAUGUGGGACACUUUGAAGACACAUGCCCAUUGGAAAUUAAUAUUCAUUGAUAACAGCCAAUUGACCUUUUUCUAAACCCCUUCCCUAAACAGCAACUGUCCAAUCAUAGCUUAGUAACUGUAACUAGGCACAUCACUUUGGAUUUCUCCAUUUCCAUUCAAACAUCAGAUAUAGUACAGUCCUGAAGAGGAAUACCACUGAAUUUCAUAUUCAAACUCUGCCAUUCCUGAUUCUUGUGACAGUUUGGUCAGUGAUAGUGAACUACACCUAAUACUUUAUCACUCAUUGCCAGAGUAAAGGUGCCCACAGCUGAGAGAAUGAGGGUACAUUAAAGUUAACUCCCAAUGAAAAGUGUAAAACCAUUUUGAUUUUGUGUGAGUCUAGAAAGCAAGUUUCCAGUCGUUGGUGUGAGAAGAGCAGGGUCUUAUGUUCUGAAAACAAACUAGUGACUGCUUACCACCACAUGAAUAGUUAAAGUGGAUAGAUUAGAUUGAGUGGUUUUCCCCUUAAACAGAUGAGAAACUGCUUUUCUAACAGCUAUCUGAAGGUGCAGACCUGAGUCAAGGGAUCAGAGGGAGAGUUUUUUAUACAUAUCAUUAUCAUUUCCAACUACUGUGUAGUUACUGUAUAUUAACAAAUUAUUAUGUUAGCUUAGCUGUUAGCUUGACGCAUAUGUUAGCAUGACAUUUUCCUUUCUCUUACUCAUUUUAUUAAGUAACAAAUAUCAGCACAUUAGAGCAUGCACUGUUGAGUUACCUACAGUAUAAAGUACAGAUUCAUGUCUAUUUUUCUAUUAAACCUUUCAGAAUGAAACAUUUAUUUACUUUGUCAGUCCCCAAAGAAUUUUUUUUCUUCUUCUUCUUCUUUUUUGGCAUUGCGCACCCCGGAAAGCAGAGACGCUGGUGGCUGUUUUCCUACAGUUUGUCUUGACAUUGCUUAAAAUACCAAAUUCCAUGUAAUGUUUUGUCAGAUAAAUGUCAGAAUGGCUCAAUUCUAAAUUAAGUGACAGGGGAGGGCGUGAUGUUGUUGCUGCAGCUGAAUGCAUUUCCAAAUGUCAAACAGACACUGUCAAACAGACCAUAUGUGUAGCUGUAUAUUGAUGUUUGGUUAAAAAAAUAAAGUAAAAUAAAAUCCUU